Procambarus clarkii (red swamp crayfish) is the source of this 1422-nucleotide messenger RNA. Lineage: Eukaryota; Metazoa; Arthropoda; Malacostraca; Decapoda; Cambaridae. The record is from RefSeq and is a predicted model, not a curated record.
CUGGUGCUGCGUUGCGGAGUUGGGACCACCAGGAUGGAUACGACGGAGUGCUGCCGAGACUUCGUGACCACUCCGACGAUGAGCGGCAAGUGCUACACUUACUUCGCCGCUGCUAACCACACCCAGGCUAUGGAGGGGGAGUACCUCGGGGUGUCCCUCUAUAUCAACGUUACCCAGGACGAUCACCCAAACAUCGAUCCAAACAUCCUGGACGUGUCUCAGAUGGUGAAGACGGGUCUUCAGAUGACGCUAGUGAGCAACCACACUCAUCCCUCCUUCUUGGCUGUGGGCCAGGGCGUCUCCCUCCUCCCGAAGGUCUACACCGCCGUCGAUGUCUCUCUCACUGUGGUGAAGGACGCGGGCAUGAAGACAAUGUUUGACUGGUCGGAGACCGAGUGUGUACCAUUAAACAAGGUCAACUACCGGCUCGACGUAGAAGCCUUCCUAAAUACUGAACCCAACUGCGACGUCGGAGCCUCGCGUUCCUGCUUCAAGGAGAUCUGCAACUGCACUAACUAUGGGCUAGAUAACUCACAGGACAGCUGGACCCCUUGCCCACUAGAUGUAAAUUUCCAGUGUUUUGGCAUACUCUUUAACACGAAGAACAUCACUCCUCCACACAAUGCCUACGGCACCAUUCUUCAAAACGAAAAGAAGUUGAACCUAACCUUAUCUGAUCAGUGUUUGGAGCAAGCAAAACAUAGAUGCCGGCGCCCGUGUUCCCGUUACGACUACACGUACACGAGCACCCACCUGCCGAUACAGGAAUAUCUCUACAAGGACCUGCAGGACCAGUUCUCUCUCCAAAAUGGGAGUGACGUGUCUGUGGCCGUGGCAUUCUUCCCUAAUCUGCGCUACACGGAGAUCAAGACAUGGCGUAAAGAUAUAGAAGAGUUUAUGAGUGAGCUGGGAGGUUACACGGGUGUGUUCCUCGGCUGCUCCUUCGUCACCUUAAUUGAGCUGUUCGUCUUCUUCGCCCUCAUCUUCGCUGUCUUUGUGAGGAGUAUUAAUAUGAAGCUAUGCAACGGUAUACACCCAUCCCCAUCCAAGUCCCCCUCGCACGAGAUGAAGUAACUUCUCCACCUGAAGAGAUAUUUCUAAAGCAAGCCACUAACCAUUAGAUAAAUGAGGACAAGCCAACGACCACCAGAUGCAAUCAGAACAAGUCAGCUACCCAGCAGAUGCAACAAAACAAGCCAGCUACCCAGCAGAUGCAACAAAACAAGCCAGCUGACAAACAGAUGCAACAGAACAAGCCAGCUGACAAACAGAUGCAACAGAACAAGCCAGCUGACAAACAGAUGCAACAGAACAAGCCAGCUGACAAACAGAUGCAACAGAACAAGCCAGCUGACAAACAGAUGCAACAGAACAAGCCAGCUGACAAACAGAUGCAACAGAACAAGCCAGCUGACAAACAGA